AUGGCAGGGGCUGCGCGGGGCUGGCUGCUCUGGGCCCUGCUCCUGCACCAGGCCCAGGCAGAGCUGUACACGCCCGUGCACCAGGCCGGCUACUGCGCCUUCUACGAGGAGUGCGGGAAGAACCCUGAGCUGUCUGGGGGCCUCACAUCGCUGUCCAACGUGUCCUGCCUGUCCAACACGCCUGCCCGCCAUGUCACGGGCGACCACCUGGCCCUCCUGGAGCGCAUCUGCCCCCGCCUCUACAACGGCCCCAACACCACCUACGCCUGCUGCUCGCCCAGGCAGCUGGUGUCGCUGGAGACCAGCAUGUCCGUCACCAAGGCCCUGCUCACGCGCUGCCCCGCCUGCUCUGACAACUUCGUGAGCCUGCACUGCCAGAACACCUGCAGCCCGGACCAGAGCCUCUUCAUCAACGUGACGCGCGUGGUCUCCCAGGGCGCUGGGCAGCUCCAGGCCGUCGUGGCCUACGAGGCCUACUACGAGCGCAGCUUCGCCGAGCGGGCCUACGAGUCCUGCAGCCGCGUGCGCAUCCCCGCCGCCGCCACGCUGGCCGUGGGCAGCAUGUGCGGCGUGUACGGCUCUGCCCUCUGCAACGCCCAGCGCUGGCUCAACUUCCAGGGGGACACGAGCAACGGCCUGGCCCCGCUGGACAUUACCUUCCACCUGCGGGAGCCCGGGCAGGCGCCGGGCAGCGGGAUGCAACUGCUGAACGCGGAGAUCGCGCCCUGCAACGAGUCCCAGGACAGCGCCGCGGCCUGCUCCUGCCAGGACUGUGCCGCGUCCUGCCCGGCCAUCACGCAGCCUGAGGCCCUGGACUCCUCCUUCCGCAUUGGCCGCGUGCGGGGUGGGGUGGCACUCGUCGUCAUCCUCUGCAGCACCCUGGGCGUGCUCCUCCUGGGCCUCGUGUGCGCCCGCAGGUACUCGGCCAAGGCCAGGGGCACGGCGACGGCCCCCACGGCCUGCUCCAGGCUCUCCCACCGCAUCAGCCUGUCCAUCCACACCUUCCUCCAUCGGCUCUUCCAGUGCUGGGGCACGUGGGUGGCCUCGUGGCCCCUGACCAUCCUGGCCGUGUCCAUCGCGGUCGUGGUGUCCUUGGCGUGUGGCCUGGCCUUCACGGAGCUCACAACGGACCCCGUGGAGCUGUGGUCGGCCCCCAACAGCCAAGCCCGCAGCGAGAAGGCUUUCCACGACCAGCACUUCGGCCCCUUCUUCCGAACGAACCAGGUGAUCCUGACGGCGCCUACCCGCUCCCGCUACACUUACAACUCCCUGCUGCUGGGGCCCCGGAACUUCAGUGGGAUCCUGGCCAUGGACCUGCUGCUGGAGCUACUGGAGCUGCAGGAGCGGCUGCGGGCCCUGCAGGUGUGGUCGCCCGAGGCGCAGCGCAACGUGAGCCUGCGGGACGUCUGCUACGCCCCGCUCAACCCGCACAACGCCAGCCUCACCGACUGCUGUAUCAACAGCCUGCUGCAGUACUUCCAGAACAACCGCACGCUGCUGCAGCUCACGGCCAACCAGACGCUCCUGGGCCAGACUGCCCAGGUCGACUGGAGGGACCACUUUCUCUACUGUGCCAAUGCCCCCCUCACCUUCCAAGACGGCACGGCCCUGUCCCUGAGCUGCAUGGCCGACUACGGGGCGCCCGUCUUCCCUUUCCUCGCCGUUGGGGGAUACGAAGGCGAGGACUACUCGGAUGCGGAGGCCCUCAUCUUAACCUUCUCCCUCAACAACUACCCUGCGGGGGACCCCCGCCUGGCCCAGGUCAAGCUCUGGGAGGAGGCCUUCGUGAAGGAGAUGCGAGCCUUGCAGCUUGGGAAGUCCAGCAAAUUCCAGGUCACGUUCAUGGCCGAGCGCUCCCUGGAGGAUGAGAUCAACCGCACCACGGCUGAGGACCUGCCCAUCUUUGCCAUCAGCUACAUCGUCACCUUCCUGUACAUCGCCCUGGCCCUGGGCCGCUACUCCAGCUGGCGCCGAUUGCCGGUGGACUCCAAGAUCACGCUGGGCCUGGGCGGGGUGGUCAUGGUGCUGAGCGCGGUCAUGGCUUCCAUGGGCUUCUUCUCCUACCUGGGCAUCCCGUCGUCCCUGAUCAUCCUGCAAGUGGUGCCUUUCCUGGUGCUGGCCGUGGGGGCCGACAACAUCUUCAUCCUCGUUCUCGAGUACCAGCGGCUGCCGCGGAGGCCUGAGGAGUCGCGGGAGGCCCACAUCGGCCGAGCCCUGGGCAGGGUGGCUCCCAGCAUGCUGCUGUGCAGCCUCUCCGAGACCAUCUGCUUCUUCCUGGGGGCCCUGACCCCCAUGCCAGCCGUGCGUACCUUUGCCCUGACGUCUGGCCUGGCGGUGCAACUCGACUUCCUGCUGCAGAUGACUGCCUUCGUGGCCCUGCUGUCCCUGGACAGCAAGAGGCAGGAGGCUUCCCGGCCAGAUGUGUGCUGCUGCCUGGAGCCCCGGAAGCUGCCCUCCCAGCAGCAGAGCGAGGGGCUGCUGCUGUGUUUCUUCCGCAAAGUCUACGCCCCGCUCCUGCUGCACAAGGUCACCCGCGUGGUCGUGCUGCUGCUCUUUCUGUUCCUGUUCGGAUCGAGUCUCUACUUCAUGUGCCAGGUCACCGUGGGGCUGGACCAGGAGCUGGCCCUGCCCAAGGACUCGUACCUGAUCGACUACUUCCUGUUUCUGAACCGCUACUUUGAGGUGGGGGCCCCAGUGUACUUUGUCACCACCUCGGGCUACAACUUCUCCAGCGAGGCGGGCAUGAACGCCAUCUGCUCCAGCGCAGGCUGCGACAGCUUCUCCCUCACCCAGAAGAUCCAAUACGCCACCGAGUUCCCCGAGCAGUCUUACCUGGCCAUCCCCGCCUCCUCCUGGGUGGACGACUUCAUCGACUGGCUAACCCCGUCCUCCUGCUGCCGCCUUUACAUCCUCGGCCCCAAUAAGGACGAGUUCUGCCCCUCCACAGUCAACUCCUUGAACUGCCUGAGGAAUUGCAUGAGCUUGACGCUGGGCCCUGUGCGGCCCUCGGUGGAGCAGUUCCACAAGUACCUGCCCUGGUUUCUGAAUGACCCCCCCAACAUCCGAUGUCCCAAGGGUGGCCUGGCGGCGUACAGCACCUCUGUGAACCUGAGCGCCGAUGGCCAGAUUGUAGCCACCCGCUUCAUGGCCUACCACAAGCCGCUGAAGAACUCGCAGGACUACACCGAGGCCCUGCGGGCGUCGCGGGAGCUGGCGGCCAACAUCACCGCGAGCCUGCGGCAGGUGCCGGGCACGGACCCCGCCUUCGAGGUCUUCCCCUACACGAUCUCCAACGUGUUCUACGAGCAGUACCUGACCGUGCUCCCGGAGGGGCUCGCCACGCUCGGCCUCUGCCUCGUGCCCACCUUCGUCGUCUGCUGCCUCCUGCUGGGCCUGGACCUGCGCUCCGGCCUCCUCAACCUGCUGACCAUCGUCAUGAUUCUCGUGGACACCGUGGGCCUCAUGACGCUGUGGAGCAUCAGCUACAACGCCGUGUCCCUCAUCAAUCUGGUCACGGCGGUGGGCAUGUCCGUGGAGUUCGUGUCCCACAUCACCCGCUCCUUUGCCGUCAGCACCAAGCCCAGCCGGCUGGAGAGAGCCAAGGAGGCCACCAUCUCCAUGGGCAGUGCGGUGUUUGCAGGGGUGGCCAUGACCAACCUGCCGGGCAUCCUCAUCCUGGGCCUCGCCAAGGCCCAGCUCAUCCAGAUCUUCUUCUUCCGCCUCAACCUCCUCAUCACCCUGCUGGGGCUGCUGCACGGCCUGGUCUUCCUGCCCGUCAUCCUCAGCUACCUUGGGCCUGACGUCAACCCGGCUCUGGUUGCUCUGGAGCGGACGCGAGCCCAGGAGGCGGCUGACGCUGCGGCGGGCUCCUGCCCAAAUCACCCCGACCCUACCUCCAACAUCUACGUCAACUCCGGCUUUGACGAGGCAGCCAGGGAUGUCGGCAGCUCUGCCCCCACCAGAAAGCAGAAGUUCUGA
Messenger RNA from Oryctolagus cuniculus (rabbit), 3978 nucleotides. RefSeq names its product NPC1 like intracellular cholesterol transporter 1 (gene NPC1L1). The record is from RefSeq and is marked provisional. Gene Ontology annotation, cellular component: plasma membrane. Gene Ontology annotation, biological process: cholesterol homeostasis; intestinal cholesterol absorption; sterol transport. Gene Ontology annotation, molecular function: lipid carrier activity; cholesterol binding. Lineage: Eukaryota; Metazoa; Chordata; Mammalia; Lagomorpha; Leporidae.